UCACGUGUCUCAGAACGUGCAAUCGAUUUCGCGGCGAGGAUUGGCGGCACCGACAGUAACCGACAGCUCAUUCCAUACAGAUAACGUCCGCGCGUCUCGUCAUACGGCACAAGCGAUUGCCGAUGGAAAAUGUAAUACGCGCGUCUUCUUACUGUCGUUCUCAAUUUUCGAAUUCACGGAAGUAAAGUGAGAUGAGCGGCGAACUUGACGUGAGUGCGUGUGGGCGAUGAGAGAGGAUUAUUUUUUGCAAAGCGCUCGUUUGUAUAGAAAACAAUUGUUUUAAUCGUGAAGUACAAAAAUAGAGGAAGCGCACGAUGGAGGAAGUGUCAGUGGAAAACGCCAAGGUAUCGGACUCCGGAUACUCCAAUACCUGCAGCAACAGUCAGUCGCAACGCAGUAGCGGCAGUAGCUCGAAUUCGCGGAACAGCAAUCGCUCCGAGAGCAGUGGUUAUUGUAGAUAUCCUGCGACCUUCGGAUCCAGCAAUGAAGCGUUACCGCAACCGAUCAGAAAAGACAAGGAGCAUAAGAAGAAGAAGUCGAAGGCGACGUCGGCGCUUAAUGCCGUCGAGGCGGAAACCGAUCUGAAGGCGGUGAGCGCGCCGAAAACCGUGUCCUAUAACGUCGUCGCGCCCGCGAACACCGUACUUGAAAAGAAACCAGAGGUAGCCACUGUAGAAUUGGUGGACGCAACGGAUCCCGGCGAGCACAACGGCGACACCGUCGCAGAUCCGGAAGCAGGACUUGCUUCACGGACGAUCCCUCUGGACGAUUCCACGUCUCAGGCCAAUGAGGGAUUUUGCGCGGUGAUUUCGAUGCACGACGGUCUCGUGCUGUACACCACCCCAUCGAUAUGUACUGCCCUCGGUUACGCCAAGGAUGCCUGGAUCGGCCGAUCCUUCGUCGAUUACGUGCAUCUGAAGGAUAAAAUCACUCUAGCCGAUCAGAUUAGCGGCAUCGCUUCGCCGCAAGAAGAACGAUCCAAAGGUAUUAACGGAAGAAGGGCGAGCCUGUUCUGCGGUCUGCGAAGGUUCACCAGGUGUAACGUGCCGAACGAAUGCGUGAAAGCGAGAUCGAACUUGUACCUGCCGUUCCAUUUGACUCUGUCGUUCCGGGACUUCCGGGAUCCGACGGCCGAGCAACAGCCCAGCAACCGAGCUAUGUUCCUCAUGGUGACCGCUCAACCCGUCCAUUCUGCAUACAAAGCGCCAGAAGAAACAAUAAUAUCUUCGGUAUUCACGACCCGCCACACCGCGACGUGCCACCUAUCCCAUGUCGAUCCCGAUGUAGUCCAAUACUCCGGCUAUCUACCACAGGAUAUGGUUGGUCGUUCGCUGUUUGACUUCUACCAUCCCGAGGAUCUGCCCUUCAUCAAAGACAUCUAUGAGACUGUGGUCAGGCUCGAAGGUUCCUCCUUCAGGUCGAAGCCAUACAGGUUCGCCGUGCAGAACGGAGGCUACGUCAUCCUCGAGACCAAGUGGUCGUCCUUUAUCAAUCCGUGGACGAAAAAACUAGAGUUUGUCGUAGGUCAGCACCGAGUACUCAAGGGACCGAUGGACCCAGACAUCUUUCGCGUGCCGCGCAACACCGAAUGCGGCUACCCGGCCAGCAUCAGCGAGGAAGUGCUGAAGGAAGCCAAGAUCAUUCAGAGCGAGAUACGUGCGCUUCUCGACGAGAGCAUCCAAAGAACGUCAGAUAUAACGAAACUCGAUGUGUCAAAGCGAUGUAAGGAUCUAGCGUCCUUCAUGGAAAGUCUGCUGCAGGAGAUGAAGGCGCCCGGCGUCAGCAAGGACGGACUGGUCGCGGCGGACGAGCUCAAGAGCUUUUCGGGAUCACGCAAUCCCUUGUUACAGGAACACGACAGCGUGAUGCUCGGUGAGAUCUCGCCCCAUCACGAGUACUACGACAGCAAGUCCUCCACGGAGACACCGCCGAGCUACAACCAGCUCAACUACAACGCGAACAUCGAGCGCUUCUUCAAGAGCAAGCCGCCGGUCGCCACCAUGUACGGCAGCGACGAGGAGAACGUCAUUUCCAGCAACGAGGAAGGCGCGAGGAAGUGCAUGUCGCCGGUAAACGGCAGCGGUGCGAGCGGCAGCGGUAGUGCGGAGAACCUGAGCAGCGGCUCCAACAAUCAGACCAGCUCUGCUAGCCGCGGCGAUGUCUCUAACACCGCCAGCAACAGCAACACCACCACCGCGACAGAGAGCUUCAAGCAGCCUACGUUGACGGAGUCGCUUCUGAGUCGUCACAACGAGGACAUGGAAAAAUUAAUGAUGCAGAAGCACCGGGAGCUGCGCUGCAGCAUCAAGAACAGCGACAAACUGAAGGACUCGCGGAUCAAGACGGAGAAGACCAACGGCACAGACCAGAGCACUCAUUACGUCAAUCAGGGUCACGGAAUCAAGAGAAGCGGCAGUCACAGCUGGGAAGGCGACAGCUUCAAGAUAUCGAAGCACGAUAACAUCUCGCGGACAAGCACAGCGGGUCCAGCGAAUCUCACGACCACCGUCACUAGCAUGAGUCUCGAUCAAUCGACCGUGGUGCAGACGGGGCCGAAUAUUAAUCUAUGGCCGCCACUGUCGGUCACCGUGCCCUUUUUCGCACCUGCGCAACCCUGCGUUUCGUCCCACAAUGCCAAUUCGGAGAUUAUACCCAGAUUCCCUUUGUUCCCGUCGGUCAUACCAGCAUAUUAUGUGUCGGUAUCGCAGCCCAACGAGUCCGCGACGACGAUGUCGUCCCAAGAAAAGCUGAACCCAUCGCCGUCGACGCAGCCGACGCAACAGAAUCCUUACAUAUUUGUUCCAGUGUCCUACGUCGCGACAGCGAUGGGCGGAGUGAUCUAUCCGGCGAUGAUCAACACGCCGUCGCCGCCUACAAUGAUGUAUCGACCCUUUUUAAUACCCGAGCAGGUGCCAGCAGCAACGGCGCGCGAGAACCAGCAGCCGUCCAACGACAAGUGUCCGGAUCGUGCUGUGUCACGACCGGCCAGUCAGGCGACCAGCGUGAAAGCCGAACCCGGCAGCAUAAUGGCCAUGUCCGAGUCCUCCAAAAAAGUUUUAUCUCCGGGCGAGCUCUUUUCGUCGUGCGACGGCGGCUGCUCAAGCGUAAUAGAUCUCCUGACUCCGGUAACGAUGAAGGAACACCGUCGGCCGACCGACUACAACGGGGACGAGUCGAGCUCGUCCAGCUUUUACAGCAGCUUUUUAUACAAGAGUAGCGACAGUAGUUGCAAUCCGGAUCAGAAAACAUGCGAGGCCUCCGAAGUGGAGAAUCAAACAGCGCAAUGUCCAAAGGACGUUCCUGGGACGUCCCAAUCUUUUGAGCAUGCCAAGUGCCAUCAAGGAAAGCGGAGAAAGGACCCGCCCUGGCUGGAGGGCGUUCAACUGACGCCGGAACUGAUCUACGAGUAUCAGAUGCAUCCGAAGCCGUUGAACGAGGUGCUGAAAUCUGACAUGGACGCGAUGAAGAACUUGAACCAGUCACAUCUGGUGAACGAUCAGCUGAGACAACUAUAUCUGGACCUGGAGCUGGAGGGUUUCGGCACGGGACUUGUCCUUGAAGAGGGUAUCACAUCAAGCGGAAGCGACAGCGGAAGCAGUAGUGGUAGUUGGAUAGAAUCGCAGGACAAGCAGAAAAGAAGAAUGUUGAAAUAUAGUAAGCUCGUGAUGAUUCACGAGGAGAACGCGCCCCUGCCACCUUCAUUAUCGUCCCAGACUAUACCUUGCCAGCGCUCAUAGGAAUUGCAAUUAAUCCGCCGUAGAUGUGCCGAAAACAGUACCGAAGUCAAUGUUUGCUUCGUUUGUAUUUCUUUCAAACAAAUCCAUUAUUUUAUUAAUUUUUAAAUUAGAUAUUAUAUUCUGUUCCGUAUCUACUUAAAUAUACAUUUCGCUUUCGAAAUGAAUAAAGCUGCCGAGAAAUUUAAUUUUUGCCUCACAUAUGUAGUCUCAGUAUUGAUAAUUUUUGAUAGUUUUCUGUGAUGAGAAAUUGAUUCAAUUUGAAAGUUUAAUUUAAAAAGAAUGUAGCACGUUACAUUUAAUAUAUA
Linepithema humile (Argentine ant) is the source of this 4042-nucleotide messenger RNA. RefSeq names its product period (gene per). Gene Ontology annotation, cellular component: cytoplasm; nucleus. NCBI's taxonomy places the organism in Eukaryota, Metazoa, Arthropoda, Insecta, Hymenoptera, Formicidae. Gene Ontology annotation, biological process: circadian regulation of gene expression; entrainment of circadian clock by photoperiod; negative regulation of transcription by RNA polymerase II. The record is from RefSeq and is a predicted model, not a curated record. Gene Ontology annotation, molecular function: transcription cis-regulatory region binding; transcription corepressor binding.